UUCACAUAGCAGCAGCGCAUGGAAGCGAGUUUCUCGUGGAACAGUUACUUUCUAGAGAUGACAUCGAGGUGAACAUACAAGAUGAAAAUGAUGACUCACCGCAGGACUUGGCGAUACGUUAUGGCCGGGACAGGGUGGCCUCUCUACUUGCUCGGCAGAAGAAUAUCGCACUCGAUUCAAAUUCAGGAGAUACUGCACUGUACUGCGUUAGCAUCCCGGUAAACGAUAAUGAAGAAGAAUUGGUCCAGUGUACAUCUGCGGAUACAGGAGAAGCAGUCCCAGAACCCCCUCUGGCACAGGAUGGCACUGCAUUGGACCCACCAGAUGAUAAGGGAUCAACGCCGCUCGAGCUCGCACAUAGGAUGGAAACUUUACCUCCACCUGCGUCGUCAGGGCCUAUCCAUGACGAACCAAUCUACCAUGCUUCUCUGUCACAGUCUUUGGUUCGCAAACGAGGGAUACGGAGGGGGGCGAAGGAACGGGUCGCUUGGAAGACAAUAAACGGAUGCGCAUAUGAAAGACAAUCCUUUGAGUUACGUAGUAGAUUAGGAUUUUAUCGAUUCCCCAUUCAAUGCACAUCUCUAGGACUCUGACCUUCACUCAUCUCAACAAAUCCAAAAGUAUUCUAGAGUGCAUUAAUAUAAUUUCUUUGUAUGUAAAAUUAUAAAAUGGCACUGUACACGCAGUGGGUUACUUUCUACACCCACUACAAAU
Molecule: messenger RNA, 714 nt
Organism: Serpula lacrymans var. lacrymans S7.9
Lineage: Eukaryota; Fungi; Basidiomycota; Agaricomycetes; Boletales; Serpulaceae
Exons: 1
Coding region: 229-501 (90 amino acids)
Source: RefSeq, a predicted model, not a curated record